GAAUAGAGUGUCAAACAAGCCUUCGAUCGUGCUGUUUGAUGGAUUCCAUCCGCCGACAACUUCUGUAGCACCACUGAGCAUCCCUGUACUGUACACGCACCACCGAACACAACACUACAAUGUCUCUCCCGCAGACCUUCAGGAGGGCCGUCUUCACCUCGGUCGGAUCCCGCCUCACCCUCGAGGAUGCCCCCCUGAAAAUGCCUGGAGCGAAUGAGUUGCUCGUGAAGGUCGAGGCCUGCGGCGUGUGCCAUUCGGACAUCGCGGUGCAGAACAAUGCCUUUGGAGCAGGUUUUCCCUUCACCCCGGGCCACGAGAUCAUCGGCCGUGUUGCUGCGGUAGGCGAGGGCGUGACGGCCUGGAAGGUGGGACAACGAGUUGGAGGGGGAUGGCAUGGUGGCCACGAUGGGACCUGCCGCGCCUGCAAGAAGGGUCUCUUCCUGAUGUGCGACAACGAGGCCACCAACGGCGCGACCAGGAACGGCGGAUACGCGGAAUACGUCCUCAUCCGGUCCGAGGCUGCCGUGCGGAUUCCCGAGGACGUCGACGCGGCCAAAUACGCGCCCCUGCUGUGCGCCGGCGUGACCCUGUUCAACUCGAUGCGGCGCAUGGACGUCAGCCCCGGCGAGACCGUGGCCGUGCAGGGGCUGGGCGGGCUCGGCCACCUGGGCAUCCAGUACGCCAAGAGCUUCGGGUUCCGCGUCGUGGCGCUCUCACGUGGCGCCGACAAGGAGCAGUUCGCGCGCCAGCUGGGCGCCCACGAGUACAUCGACACGACCAAGGUCGACGUUGGUGAGGCGCUCCAGGCCCUCGGCGGCGCCGCGCUCAUCGUCUCGACUGCCCCCAACGCGGAGCAGCUGUCCAAGCUACUGACUGGCCUGGGUCCCAACGGGAAGCUGCUAAGCCUGGCUAUCGCGGGAGAUGUGACCUUCAACACCUACCUGAUGGUUAAGAAGGGCCUGUCGGUCCACGCAUGGCCAGCUGGAGACGCAACCGACAUCGAGGAGACCAUCCAGUUCUCGAAGCUGCAGGACGUCCAGUGCUUGGUCCAGACCUAUCCUCUCGAGAAAGCGAACGAGGCUUACGAGGCGAUGCUCAACGGGACGGUGCGCUUCAGAGCCGUCAUCACCAUGGAGUAGGAGCCACAGGAGCUGGCCUUGCCCUCGGCUCCGGCCUCAGAGGUUCUGCGUGCCGGAGCACCAACACCCAACACAAGAACCCGAGGUGUCGUGGCAUGUCAGUCAGCGCCCGUUUUGGGGCGUCUGUGUUUUCGGCGUCUGUGUUUUCUUGUGCGGUGGUCCAGUGUUGCCCUAUGUAAGGGACG
Messenger RNA from Thermothielavioides terrestris NRRL 8126, 1324 nucleotides. RefSeq lists its product as uncharacterized. The record is from RefSeq and is a predicted model, not a curated record. The coding region runs from base 120 to 1139 and encodes 339 amino acids. Gene Ontology annotation, molecular function: zinc ion binding; oxidoreductase activity. The transcript has 7 exons. Lineage: Eukaryota; Fungi; Ascomycota; Sordariomycetes; Sordariales; Chaetomiaceae.